Lineus longissimus is the source of this 1974-nucleotide messenger RNA. RefSeq names its product tRNA pseudouridine synthase Pus10-like. Gene Ontology annotation, biological process: tRNA pseudouridine synthesis. Gene Ontology annotation, molecular function: RNA binding; pseudouridine synthase activity. Bases 6 to 1514 code for a protein of 502 amino acids. NCBI's taxonomy places the organism in Eukaryota, Metazoa, Nemertea, Pilidiophora, Heteronemertea, Lineidae. The transcript has 13 exons. The record is from RefSeq and is a predicted model, not a curated record.
UCAAGAUGUCAGCGCCCAGGGCUUCAUUUUCCGAUGGGUUGCAGCUGCUUGUGGGAGAAAAUGAAAGCAUUGGUCAGAUCUACAAGUCACUUCGUGAGUGGGGCUGCUGCCCUAUGUGUUCAUUGAAGUAUCUUGGAGAAAAGCAACAAGAAAAGUUCACAUUUUCACAGAAGGAGAUCCAUGCAUAUUUUUCAAGUCUAUGUCCAGCCCCAGUGCCAGCAUUUGUUGAGGACACUUGCUGCACUUGUCUUGGCAUAUUGCAAAAACUCACCACAAAAGAGUUUUUGAUGGAGAUUGACAAAAAGGUUAAAGAGGGAAAUAAUGUAUACACAGAUUUCAGAAUUGCGAUCAGCCUUCCUGUUGCUGCUAUUGUACGAGAGCAUGCAAUUUUGGUACUCUUGAUUGAAAACUUUCCGCUCACCUACAAGGUGCAGAAGGAAGAUGACUUUGUGGCGAUAAAGGAUGCUUGGAGAUGGGUUUGUCUCGAUCAGCUGAGUGCAAUACUGAAGAUUCCAUGUGAUGCAAAGAGUCCCUUUGACAUCACACUGAACUUUGAACAUGAGGGUACCAAGAAGGAGUGCGAUUUCCUCAAGUUUAUGUGUCCACAUAUAUUCCAGGAAAGAAAGAACAACCGCUUUGGAUGGGAAAUGUUCACCAGGAUGAACGUCCGCAGAGCUGUAGCCACAGUCAAAUAUGCGUCGUUCAAACAUUACUCCCAGUGCCCACCAAAAAAGCUCCAAGGCCCAGCUACAUGCGUCGAGAUCGUUUGUUCACAUGAACCUAUUUAUAUUUGUGGCCGGUAUAACAAAUACAGUCGUGAGUUGAGCCAGACUCCUUGGAUCAUUGACGGAGUCAGAAAAACAGAGUUUUCAGUUCAAGAAAGGAUCUGCGGGGCAUUGGAGGAAGCAAUACAAUGCAGUGACCACCGAUUCUCAUCAGCGGGCCGGGAAGAUGUUGAUGUCAGAAUGCUUGGUACUGGGCGUCCUUUCAUGGUGGAGUUCAUUAAACCGAAAAUAGUCACAUUCUCUCAAGCUGAAAUCACCAAACUUCAGAACCAGAUUAAUGCGAAUGCAAAGGACGUCAGAGUGACUGAUUUGCAGAUGUGCACAAAGGAAGACUCCGGCACUUGGAUAAAGUCUGGCGAAAUGACCACUUGUAAAUCAUAUACUGCACUUUGUUGGAUGAAGGAAGUCGUGAAGCAAUCUGAUCUUGACAAACUGAAGGAAAUCAAGGAUCUCACACUUGACCAGAAAACACCAAUCCGAGUUCUCCACAGACGUCCCCUGGCUGUGAGAGAGAAAAUGAUUCACGGCAUCUCUGCUACACGCGUGGAUGACCAUCUCUUCACAAUGCUGAUCAGGACGGGAGCUGGAACAUACAUCAAAGAGUUUGUCCAUGGAGACUUUGCCAGAACUAAACCAAGUCUGAGAACGAUUCUCGACUCUGAAUGUGACAUACUUGAACUUGAUGUUGUGGAGAUUGAGCUUGACUGGCCACCAAAAAUUGAUGCUUAAAGGAGGACACUGUCAAUAUCAAGGAACAAGACAUUCUUUUCCUACACUUCAUGAAGUUCCUUUGAAGAUUGCCCCAUUGGAAACACUAUUCAUCGACUGGAGCAGGCUAUCUCCAAAUGUCAGGGAGGAUGUGUACACAAAAGCAGAAUAAACUAUCACUCUACCCUAACGUACAUGUACUGCAAGGCCCUGGGCCUAAUCAAUGUCAAUGGUUUCAAUUGACACUAUAGUAUUUGGCGUAAUAGAUGUCUUUGCAGUUGGCAUCAACACGAAAUUCAGGUUUAUUCAUAUGGAAGUAAAAAAAACGUUGUCAAUCAGAUACAUACAUGUAUCUAGCUGCUUUACUGCUACAUAGUGUCUGGUUUAAAAUAAGAGUUUAGUUGUCUUAAUGUAUUACUGCAUCCGACAUGUCAGAACCGACAGCAAUGUACAUCUCUUGAACAGUAAAUGAGUAAAAUCA